ACACGCGGAACAAGUCUUAUACCUUUGUACUUUGUACGGGGAUACACCUAAGGACGCGUAUAUAUAUAUGUAUACGGAUAGUCAGGUUAGAUUUGUAGAGUGACACUCUGGGGCUGGGUCCUAUGGGAACGUGUAUCAGGUUCGUGUAUUUCCGUAAAUCCGCGUCGGCAACUUCGGUUUGGUUUUUUGUAGUGGUAUAAUAAAAAAGAAAAAUUAAAAAAUAUAUAUAAACUGUUAUCGACGUUCUGGAAAACGACUAUCUGCGUUCUUAAAACUCGGAUAAAAGGUUCUCCAAGUCCUUAGGGCAUCCUAUACUUGUUUACUCUUAUUCUUCGCCCCCUAAAGUCAGUUUAUCCUUAGUGGUAGUAACCUCACUGGCGUAUUUCCACAUAGUAAUUUCGUGAGAUUAGUGCGUGACGCAUGUCCUAAAAAUACAGAGUUACUCGCGUCCUUGUUAAAGAGCUUAUCGGCCAUUUCAUGGGCGGAAUCACUGCGUGCUUCCGUGAGACCCAUUAAAGGGUUUAGAAGUAGGAUGUAGACGGAGGGGUCGGCCUACGCUUACCGCAAGAUCCAGGAACACCUACUCGUCUGCAGGAAGUGGAAGGGACCACAGGAGACCUAGCACCUGUUGCAAGGGUCGACCGAGUGAAGUGAGAAGAAUCAGACAUCAGUCAGACACAAUUGAAGACUUCUGGCCGACAUCGCUGUAGGACACCGAUAGUGGAAUCUGGGAGUAUAUAUAUAUAGAUAGAGAGAGGGUGGUGUCGGGUGGGUGAAAGAAGAGACACCCGGAGGACGUCCAAGGACCCAGGGACGUUGAUAUCCUGUUGUCGUCAGCAUCCUCUUCCUUAAGUAUCCGUGAUCCUUCGAGCGCGAUUAAACUCGAGUAAGGGAAACUUAUUGGGGUUGAGAUUGCGCGGCGGUGAUUUAAAUGAAAAUCAAGAUGAAGGAAGGUCUGGACUCGGGCCGCACAGUUAGGCUUGAUCGUGGCGGCGGCGUCUCUCAUCUGCUGCAGGUGAAACCCCUCGAGUCGCUGGAGAGUACACGGCGAAUGCUGGCACUAUGCGAGGAGAGCCAUGAGGUCGGGAUGAAAACCCUCGUAAUGCUGGACGAGCAAGGCGAACAACUGGAUCGAAUCGAGGAGGGAAUGGAUCAGAUCAACGCCGACAUGCGGGAGGCUGAGAAGAAUUUGACUGGAAUGGAAAAAUGCUGUGGACUAUGCGUUCUCCCAUGUAACAAGGGUGCAAGCUUCAAGGAAGACGAGGGCACGUGGAAGGGCAACGACGAUGGAAAAGUCGUGAACAAUCAGCCCCAGCGAGUGAUGGACGAGCGUAACGGAAUGGCCCCCGGAAGUGGAUACAUAGCCAAGAUCACGAACGACGCGCGCGAAGGAGAGAUGGAAGAGAACAUGGGCCAGGUCAACACCAUGAUCGGUAACCUGAGAAACAUGGCGAUCGACAUGGGCAGCGAGCUCGAGAAUCAGAACCGACAGAUCGACAGGAUCAAUCGCAAGGGCGAUUCGAACGAGACGAGGAUACAGGUGGCCAACGAGCGGGCCCAUCAACUGCUCAAAUAAGUCUUCUUCCAACCGCCAACUCAGCACCACCACCACCACCAUCACCACCACGAUACACGUCUCUGCUACCAUCACCUACACUUUAUCAAUUUUAAUUAACGCUUAUUUACUUAGUUAAUUACGUACUUACUCACUCGUUUACUUAUUUACCUAAGUUAACCUACCUGCCCGUCAUUUUCAAAUACGACCACCCUCUACCCGGGUCCACGGCAACCGUCUCUGGUUUGGCUUUACUCGUUAUCGAUUUAUUACUCAUCCAUCAGAUACGUUCGUGGGUUCUCACUCGUUAUCGUUGCACGCGUCCCACCCUUAUUACACUGUUCAUCCCUUACAAAGUGUGAGUCCUCGUAGACCUUGUGAAACGGGACACCCAUCCCCUUCACUUCUUUCUAAUUACGACAAUGUCUCUUUAGCGAGUUAUCAAUUAAAUUAAUUCACUGUGACUCCACGUCGGCUGAUUCGAUGCUUUGUUGGAAAUUGGCGAAUCGAACGUGAAGUAAAGAAAAUGCAAAAAGAAAAUAAUCAUAACGUACACAUAACGGACCAUGGCCAUGGUUCUUCUUCUUGGUCCUAAUUGGAAUCCCACGUGGCUUAAUUGACUCAUUUGUCAGAUACACAUAUACGCACAGAGCUAAAUACAUUCUGGAUCAAUGUACCUUUCUAACGAUCCACCUUCGACUCGUCACUCUUUCAAUUAAUGGAACUCUCUGUCUCUGGCUGCCUGGUUCAAUUUCAAGGGUCACUUAGUUAAUUUUGCCUCUUAUUGACAUCAUACAAAUGGUACACAAUACAGCCAAUCGAUCCAAUCGCAUUCUCCUUGAUUCUCUGCUUCACGUUUCUCUUUCACCGUCGAAAAAAAUAAAAAUGUAAGAAACAGAUACGUUACAGCACACCGAAUACUUCUUCCAUAUAUAAAUGACACUCGAUUGACAAAAAGAAUCAUGAACUACACCAUUAUUAGCUGACGUAAAAGAACAGACCGAUAGAGAUAUAAGUAUUAAAAGGAUGGGCAGUACCAUACAAUAUUUAAGCAGUAUAAUUAUAUUAUUAUAACACAACACCGAGAGUCAUAUAUACGAAACACGACACAAGAUCAUAAGAUGGUUUACGCGUUAAGAAACGUGCAAUAGCCUUUACCGUAUAUAUUCUAUAACAAAGAAAUAAGAGAAAAAAAAUAGAGAAACAGCUUCUACUAUGAUCUAACGUCAUUAAGGAUACUUGUGAACAACGUACGUACAUACCAUGUAUAACAUAUAUGAAUAUAGUAUGUGUAUCAAGGAGAUCCAGUAUACUUAAAGAAAACAAAAAAGAGAUGCAUUGAUUCUUAUGUAUAUUCUCACGUAUCUGUCGCACGCUAUAUAACUAUUAUAUAUUUAUGUAUAAAGAGCAUUUAAGGGAGUUUGCGCAAGAGGGUGAAGAGAGGAUAGCGAUGUUGAGAGUACUGGCGAGAAGGAGAAGGAAAAGCGUGAUAGAUCGACUACUGGCUCAGGAGGAAGUGUCACAGCAGUUUUAAGGAGGUUCACUCGUAUGGUACUUGUGUUGUAACGGAGUUUAUUAAAUUAUUGUAUGAAGAUCUUGAGACGCGGGGAAGGUAUCUCUAGAAUAGAAACUCCUGUCGAUAGGUGCGGUAUCGAUGUCCUCGAGUAAAUUAUGAAAAUGUUCUGGACUCGUAGGAGCACGGGAGAAUGUAUGUAUGAAUGUGCACUGUGGGAUGAUAUCAUAAAGUGUGAUAGGUGGCUGUGUGGAUAAUGAAAGGAUAUGAUGAGAUUGGGAGGGAGGGGGGGGGUGCGGGACGGAGGAGGAGGACAGAAGACGGAUGGACGACCAAGCAGAGGUUGAAGAUUUGGAAGAGUGGGAACACACGGUACAAGCGGAUUCAUGGAAGCACUAAAUGGAGAUGCACCGUUGGAGUAAUAUGGGAUUAAUGGCGAAAUUGUAGCUAGAACAUUUUUUAAAAGCAGAUUUUAACGAAAUUUUCAUUGUUUAUUACUUAACUCACCGUAGCGUUAGGUAUUUAAUUCUGCCUGCGCGAUCACGAACACGAUGAGAUCACAGUAAGGUUUAACUCCAAAAAAAAAUGUACAUUAUUAUAUUUACAUAAAGAGAUAUAUGUUUCAUAGA
Molecule: messenger RNA, 3697 nt
Organism: Cephus cinctus (wheat stem sawfly)
Lineage: Eukaryota; Metazoa; Arthropoda; Insecta; Hymenoptera; Cephidae
Gene: Snap25
Product: synaptosomal-associated protein 25
Exons: 7
Coding region: 932-1576 (214 amino acids)
Biological process (GO): synaptic vesicle priming; synaptic vesicle fusion to presynaptic active zone membrane; exocytosis
Cellular component (GO): SNARE complex; plasma membrane
Molecular function (GO): syntaxin binding; SNAP receptor activity
Source: RefSeq, a predicted model, not a curated record